This is a messenger RNA of Eptesicus fuscus (big brown bat), 2951 nucleotides long. It is a transcript of the gene PIGS, whose product is annotated as phosphatidylinositol glycan anchor biosynthesis class S. Lineage: Eukaryota; Metazoa; Chordata; Mammalia; Chiroptera; Vespertilionidae. Gene Ontology annotation, biological process: attachment of GPI anchor to protein. Bases 18 to 1685 code for a protein of 555 amino acids. Gene Ontology annotation, cellular component: GPI-anchor transamidase complex. The record is from RefSeq and is a predicted model, not a curated record. The transcript has 12 exons.
AGCCCUCGGUAUCCAGCAUGGCGGCCGCCGGGGCCGCAGCCACAGACUUAGAGGUGGUCCGAGGCAAGCGCGCCGCCCUCUUUUUUGCUGCCGUGGCCAUCGUGCUGGGGCUGCCGCUCUGGUGGAAGACCACGGAGACCUACCGGGCCUCGUUGCCCUACUCCGAGAUCAGUGGGCUGAAUGCCCUGCAGCUCCGGCUCAUGGUGCCUGUCAGUGUCGUGUUUACCCGAGAGUCAGUGCCGCUGGACGAUCAAGAGAAGCUGCCCUUCACCGUUGUGCAUGAGAGAGAGAUCCCUCUGAAAUACAAAAUGGAAAUCAAAUGCCGCUUCCAGAAGGCCUAUCGGAGGGCUUUGGACUAUGAGGAAAAGGCCUUGUCAAUGGGCAGUAUGCAAGAGGCAGAAACCAUGUUAGCUGAGCCACAGGAGCAAGCAGAGGGCUCCCUGACUGUGUACGUGAUCUCUGAACACUCCUCACUUCUCCCCCAGGACAUGAUGAGCUACAUUGGGCCUAAGAGGACAGCAGUGGUGAGGGGAAUAAUGCACCGGGAGGCUUUUAACAUCAUUGGCCGCCGCAUAAUCCAAGUAGCCCAGGCCAUGUCUCUGACUGAGGACGUGCUGGCUGCGGCACUGGCUGACCACCUUCCAGAGGACAAGUGGAGCUCUGAUAAGAGGCGGCCUCUCAAGUCCAGCUUGGGCUAUGAGAUCACCUUCAGUUUGCUCAACCCAGACCCCAAGUCCCAUGACGUCCACUGGGACAUCAAGGGAGCUGUCCGGCGCUAUGUGCAGCCCUUUCUGAAUGCCCUCAGUGUCGCUGGCAACUUCUCUGUGGAUUCUCAGAUCCUUUAUUAUGCAGUGUUGGGGGUAAACCCCCGCUUUGACCCAGCUUCCUCUAGCUACUACUUGGCCGCACACAGCCUCCCCCAUGUCAUCAAUCCCGUGGAGUCCCGUCUAGGAUCCAGCGCUGCCUCCCUUUACCCUGUGCUCAACUUUCUACUCUAUGUACCUGAGCUCGCACACUCUCCCCUGUACAUUCAGGACAAGGAUGGGGCUCCAGUGGCCACCAACGCCUUCCACAGUCCCCGCUGGGGUGGCAUUAUGGUAUAUAAUGUGGACCCCAAAGCCUACAAUGCCUCGGAGCUGCCGGUGCGUGUGGAGGUGGACAUGGUGCGAGUGAUGGAGGUGUUCCUGGCUCAGUUGCGGCUGCUCUUUGGGAUUGCUCAGCCCCAGGUACCUCCAAAAUGCCUGUUUUCCAGGCCUAAGAGUGAAGGGCUGAUGACUUGGGAGCUAGACCGGCUGCUCUGGGCUCGGUCGGUGGAGAAUCUGGCCACAGCCACCACCACUCUCACUUCCCUGGCCCAGCUUCUGGGCAAGAUCAGCAACAUUGUCAUUAAGGAUGAUGUGGCAUCUGAGGUGUACAGGGCUGUAGCUGCAGUCCAGAAGGCAGCGGAGGAGUUGGCCUCUGGACACCUGGCCUCUGCCUUUGUUGCCAGCCAGGAAGCUGUGACAUCCUCGGAGCGUGCCUUUUUUGAUCCCUCGCUCCUCCAUCUCCUUUAUUUCCCGGAUGACCAGAAGUUUGCCAUCUAUAUCCCGCUUUUCCUGCCCAUGGCUGUGCCCAUCCUCCUGUCUCUGGUCAAGAUCUUCCUGGAGAGUCGCAAGUCCUGGAAAAAGCCAGAGAAGAUAGACUGAGCAGGAGAGCCUCUCAGUAGGAAGCCUUCCUUUCUGGCAAGGUGGGAGGUGUUAGGUUGAGAGGCACGUAAAUGCGGCCUGCCAUGAAGAUCUGUCUCCAGCCUCCUCUGUUGCCUCUCCAGCAACCAAAGCGUAACACUCCACGAUGGGUUCAUCUUUCCUUCUCUUCCCAUUCCUCUGGCUCAGGGGUCCUACCUCCAUCUUCAAAAGAUGCAUCAUCUGGGUCUCCUUAUCUGGCUUGAACUUGAAGAAGGUUCUUUCCUAUCCCUCUGGGAUAAGGGCAGCUUGUGCUUCUGUCCUGCUUCUCACAGUCCUCUUGCACUGAGAGGGAGCAUUAGGGAAAGCCCCAGGUUGUUUUCUAGCCCCUUCCCCUCCACGCUUCUCUCUACCUUUCAGGGAGAGCCCCAGCACUGCUCUUAUGGAAGGGGCCAGGCACAGGUCGCCUCUGGGGUCUUCUCCUUUACUCCCUUCCCUCCUGUCUAGCUAUGCCUGUUGGGCACAGCCUGAUGCUGUGUGGCAGAGGCCCCCUUCACCCUUCCACAGAGGCAGUGUGGUGCAGUGGAGAAAGUUCCAGACUUGGGAUCAAACCUGCCUGAAUUCAAACCCUGGUUUCUGUACUUAUCAUAUGGGGAGUGCUGAAUAAGCUACUUAAUCUCUCUGAGCCUCAGUUUUUCAUUUGUUAAAGUAACACCAAUGAUACCUCCCUUACAAGGUGGUUGUAAGGAUUAAAUGUGAUAAGCAUUUGAAAGCGAUAUAUUCUAGGCUCUCAAUAAACAUUGAAUGUGAAUUGGAAUUAUAUGAAGUAUGAGCAUAGCUUUUGUUCCUCAUUCAUGUGUAAGUGAUGGUUUCCUAGUAUCUAUUCACAGGGUCACGUUGCUUUCACCUGGCCAUGUGUCCUUCCUGCCUCCCUGUCCUGGAGGGCCCUGUGGUGACUUAGUGAGCUAGACAGUUGUCCCUCGGCAUGAUCGGGUUUGCCCAACAAGUCUGUUAACAUCUACUUCUGCUUUUUUAGCAAGGGGUCUGGGAGGGAAUGGCUUGUACCAGUGUAAGACCUCUGAUACUAACUCAUAAAUUUAAAAAAAAAAAAAAAAUAUAUAUAUAUAUAUAUAUAUAUAUAUAUAUAUAUAUAUAGUGCCCUGGCUGGGUAGCUCAGUUGGUUAGAGUGUUGUUCCAAUAUGCCAAGGUUGAGGGUUUGAUUCCCCCAACAGGCCAUGUACAGGAAUCAAUCAGUGAAUGCAUAAAUAAAAAAUUUGUUGGAGCAACAAA